This is a messenger RNA of Acanthaster planci (crown-of-thorns starfish), 2467 nucleotides long. Its product is annotated as acid-sensing ion channel 1C-like. Gene Ontology annotation, biological process: sodium ion transmembrane transport. Gene Ontology annotation, molecular function: ligand-gated sodium channel activity. The record is from RefSeq and is a predicted model, not a curated record. Gene Ontology annotation, cellular component: plasma membrane. Lineage: Eukaryota; Metazoa; Echinodermata; Asteroidea; Valvatida; Acanthasteridae.
ACGUUGACUGGGGAGGAAACGCUGCGGAUUAUUCAUGAAGGGCAACAGGAGUAAACUGGUGGCCGACUUCAAGAAGUUUGGGGACCAGACCACCUUCCAUGGUCUCCGCUAUGUCACCAACAACACGUAUCACAGUGUGCGCAGAUUGAUAUGGCUAGCGGUAGUCCUUGGCAUGACAACUUGGCUAGUCAUCAACAUUAUAAGAGCCGUUGUAUAUAUGUUCCAGUAUCCUGAGACUAGCUCCAUCUCCGUCAACUACGUGCCCAACAUCACCUUUCCUGCGGUAACCCUCUGCAACUUCAACCAGUACCGGAAGGACGCCUUGGACGCCCGUGCCAUCAAAAUACUCGCCAAAGUCUUUGGCAAUCCGGCCCUGAGGGAGAGCAUCGACCUCGACGUCAGCGACGUGAAACUCUUCCCUACCACCAACCAGGCGAAUGUGACCGCGACGACAGUGCAGGCCACGCACCAGAUCGAGGACAUGCUGGUGGAUUGCCACUGGAGGACCGAGCCCUGCUCCCACCUGAAUUUCACCCAACGUUUGACGGACUACGGAGUUUGUUACACGUUCAACGACGACCUUGCUGGCCUGGGGGAUGUGCUGACGAUACAGAACCCUGGGGCAAGCAAUGGGCUUCACCUGCGGUUGAAUAUCCAGCAGGAUCUCUAUACUUUUGGAGAGAGCACGGCAGCGGGGAUGAAGGUAUUACUGCAUCCCCAAGGCGAGUUCCCCAUCAUGAAAGAAUUUGCAUUCUCUCUUUCGCCUGGUUUUGAGACAUCUGUUGCGGUUAGAAAAGAGACGGUAACAAGCCUUAAGGCACCAUACAAGUCAGACUGCAUAGACGGCUCGUUGAAAGAAUUCCCCUACAAGUAUUCCGUUGCAGCUUGUCAACUGGAGUGCAGGGCGCUUUACGUCAUCGAUAAGUGUGGCUGUCGAGACAUCAGGUGGCCAGCUUCUGCCGAAAUCUGCACCAUUUCACAGAUGGCAUCGUGCGUCCAUGACUAUGAAGAGGAGUUUCUUUCACGUGGCGAGCGGUGCCACUGCCCCAUGGCCUGCGAGACAACUACCUACCAGAGUAAGCUUUCUCUAGCCUAUUGGCCAGCUGGAUAUCUAACUGCCGAAUUGCAAGCUAAAAGAAACCUGACAGAGGAUUUCAUCAGGAAAAACUACAUAGAUGUGUACAUAUAUUUCGAGGAAAUAAUGUACAUGGCAAUAGAGCAGAAGAUGGCCUACACAAUCGACAACGUCCAAAGUGACAUAGGCGGGUAUCUGGGACUGCUUUGUGGCAUGAGUUUGAUAACACUGGUGGAGUGGGCUGAUUUCAUCUUGAUUACCCUCUACAAGAGAUGUCGACGACUGGCAUCGAGAAGGAUCUCCACCUAGGUGUGGAUUUUCUGUUAGAGCAUACAGUUAUUUUAUUACUGUUGUUUUUAAGGUCUCUACUUUAUCUCCGGCUUUGCUCUGGCAUGUGCAAUAAUUAAGUAUUUACCCUUGGAAAUGAAAGAUUUUCCAAGAAAGAGCUUUUUAUCUGGAAGUGUGUCAUUUCUGCAGAAUAAAUGGCUGCUUCUCAGCCAGUGCCGGUGCUCGGUUAUACUACUAAUUGGGCGUUGCACAAUAGUGUGCGUCCAACAGUUUCCACAGCUUUGACCAAUCACAUUGCGCGAAAUCUGUCUACCCAAUGCGCGUAACGAAAGCGGGGGUGUUAGGUAACAAUAGUCUAGAGUGUGUAUGGGAUUGGACACGUAAGGGGGUACUGCUCCGUCCUAUAUCUUGCCUGGUAUAAGCUCAGGAAACACAACCCAGACACCACUUGACGAUUCGCAUGCAGAAUUUGCGGUUGAUGAGCAUUGAUUUGAUAGUUAACAUUGGCGGCUACAUACACUGCAGUGCAAUACAUUUGUGAAGGUUACCAUUGUCAAUAAAAUAAGGUUUAUCAUGGGGUCACCGUCUGUCAAGAAACGUCCAGUUGAACUAUAGUCUUUGUACAGUUUCUGAAAGAUGUAUAAUUGUUGUUUUGGUCAUCCAAAACAAUUUUGAUACUUACAUUAAACAAAUUGAAUGAUUUAAAAUAUUUCGGCCAAUGAAAAUGGUUACAGCCUAACAGAAAAUAUUGUUGUAUAUUUUCUUGGUCUUAGAAUUUACUUGCUACAAAUGUAUUAAAUAAUUAUGUGUCAGUUAUCAUUUACUCGUCAAGGUUGGCGGUUUGAUUUCCACAAAUCUGUCAAAAUUUUUAAAAAGGAACGUAAAUAUGUUAUAAAGACAUUCAGUUGUAUACUAAAGUAGAACGAAACCAUUUGGGGUAACAUUCUCCGUGCCUUCGUGUGUUGCCUUUUGCCAUUUUUGUUUCUAAUCGCUCAGUGCAUUUUCAUGCAUAAUACCUCCACCCACUUUAAAGGCAUUCAGACAUGUAAUAAAUGGUAACAGUCUGGACAAUGCCAAUUUCAAAGACUGCAAAAAUCUUUUUAA